This is a messenger RNA of Poecilia latipinna (sailfin molly), 1166 nucleotides long. RefSeq lists its product as uncharacterized. Gene Ontology annotation, biological process: positive regulation of ERK1 and ERK2 cascade; T cell activation; interleukin-15-mediated signaling pathway. Gene Ontology annotation, molecular function: protein tyrosine kinase binding; MHC class II protein binding. The coding region runs from base 125 to 958 and encodes 277 amino acids. The record is from RefSeq and is a predicted model, not a curated record. Gene Ontology annotation, cellular component: membrane raft; external side of plasma membrane. Lineage: Eukaryota; Metazoa; Chordata; Actinopteri; Cyprinodontiformes; Poeciliidae. The transcript is spliced from 6 exons.
AUUUUGAAUUCUGCUGUUUGUUUUGAUCUUUUCCACAGAAACUCGACCACAAAGAGGAAAUAGAUGCACUUCUACUUUUAUGUGGCUUUAAAAGGGAGGCUUGUGAGAGGAAGUCAGACGAACAAUGUCUCUCCUUGGAGCUCUGUUCAUUUUUGUGCUUCAGUUUGAAGCAAGUGUCUGUGGUAUAUCUAGAGCGGAGAUCUACCAUCCACUUGGGGAAGACGUAGUUUUGUUGUGUCGACUUCCUCAAUCUGACCCACAUGUUGGGGUUAAAUGGCAUCAUGAUGGAGAAACUCUUGUGUCGAACGGGACGAUGAUGGAUGCUUCGUCUCGAGGAGGAAGGCUGAGCGUGAACAUUUACGGAUCUCUGAUCAUCAAGAAAGUUACGGCUUCAGAUGCUGGAGUCUACACAUGUCAGUUUCCAAACUCCAUCAACGUUUUGGACAAUGUGCUGUGUCUUUUGUCCAUCUCUCCAUCUCCACCAGAUUCUGAGUGUAAAAAGAACAAAAUUAUGGAUUUAAACUGCUCUCUGAUUUGCAACGCCUUCUCAUGUCGAGAGGGCAGCUUUGUCUGGCUGAAUGAAACUGGACAUGUGUUACAAGAAAAGAAAGAUGGUCAGAACUUGGAUGCAGGCUGCAGUUCAGUUCUCACUGUGAACCGUCUGAUGGGAAACUACCGCAGAUACGGCUGUCGGUUUGUUCAGAAAGACCGGGUCAAAGCAGAGCUUCACUACACGCCUGUCUUCUCAGAUUCCACAGACUGGCCCGUUCUGAGCUCCGUCCUGCUGAUUCUGCGCGUCGCAGGACUGAUCCUGAUGAUCUGUGUUGUUGUUGUUGUUUACAUCAGAACCAGAGGAAGCAAGAAGCCACCGAAGGACAUCAAUGUUCAUUUUGUCUGCAGAGACGGCUCUCUGAGCUAUGAAAAUAUUGGAGUCUGUUCUUCUACUGUCAGUCACUGAACUUCACCACAACAAGCUUUACAUAUCAGCUUUGACUAUUUUAAGUUUUUAUUGCUGUAUUACUAUUUAAAUGUUACAAAGCUAAUAAAUCAUAGGAGGAUCAGGUGAAGAGACAGAAGUCCUGAGUAAAAAUGUUUGUUUCAGUCUAAAUGUUGUGGGGAAACUGCAGGACAGGAAGUAGAGGAAGAAUAAAGUGAAUGUUGAUCUA